Molecule: messenger RNA, 1711 nt
Organism: Coregonus clupeaformis (lake whitefish)
Lineage: Eukaryota; Metazoa; Chordata; Actinopteri; Salmoniformes; Salmonidae
Exons: 14
Coding region: 292-1632 (446 amino acids)
Biological process (GO): mitochondrial fusion
Source: RefSeq, a predicted model, not a curated record
CCUUAUAUGAACUGUAACUCAGUAAAAUCUUUGAAAUUGUUGCGUUUAUAUUUUUGUUCAGUGUAGAUGCAUACUAUUUAUACACAUAUUGCCAGAUUAUUGCUAUCAACUGCUGGCUGCAAGGUAUAUUACCCCGUUUGUAUCUUUUGGAACAAUGGUAGUCAAGUUUAUAAAAAUUAUGUAGAAUAUAUGGGCUACCACAGGUGUCACAGACAUCCACAGGUCUCGACCACCAUGUUACGAUGCUUCUUUAUGAUCACAUUGUUGUUGUCGUCGUAGAAGAGUACGGAGAUGGGACUGAGCUUGGUGGGUGCGCAGCACGCUUUGGGAACCUCGUCCGGCUUCAGAAGGGUUCGCAAUCGUCGGGAGGUGGACAGCGACAUCGACUUCGAAGAGGAAUCAACUGUCCUGGAUGAGGUCCAGUUGGUUGUGCCAUUGGAUGAUGUGCCGGAUGUACCACUGCUGCCAGCCAUCCUUGAGGAGGUGCCAGAUGUGCCGACUAUCCUUGAGGAGGCCACUGGUAAUUGGCAGUUGAUACCGAUUAGGUUUAGCUCCCUGUACUGUGGGCCUGUUGUGAUCAGGAACAAUGCCGGUCCGGUGGCUAAAGCUUGGAGAACUUUCCAGUUCAUCAGCCCCAUUAUCACCUACAUACGUGGGGGAUCCCAGCAGGUGGUGGUGAGGAUGCACCAUGCGAGUAGGGUUCAAGGCCUGGAGACUCAACUGGUGUGGGCCAUCUCCAAGGAGACACACAGACUUAGUCCAAAGGGCAUCCCCUACUGUGCCACCAAGGUGCAGUCCAUCUCUUGGAUCCAGUAUGUGGCUGGCAGGGUGACCCAGUAUGCGUCUCACCUCCGCCACGAGACGUCUGUGGCCGUGACGCAUGGCUGCUACCAGCAAACUGAUGUCUCGGUGGUGUACGCCACUCUCCACAUGGGGCUGGACGGGCUGCUCUCCUCCUCGGCGUGGUCGGAGGCUGCCUCCGUCUCUACGCCCACCACUCAGCAGUUCACUGAGCCAGAGCCUGAGGGCCACAACUGCUAUGAGGGCUGGGAGGAGGACCUGCUGCCUGAGGAGAGGGAGGUUCCUCUGCUAAACCUCUACCUUACCACCAAGAGAGUGGAGGACAUCGGCCUGAGGCUCGUCUCCCUGCGCCAGGCCUUUACUACCCUGCUCGGUUCCACCCUGAGUAGGAACCAUCUGUUUGUGGCGGGAAAGGUCCUACUGGGCGCACUGGUUCAGGUCCACCAGAUGGACGAGGCCGAAUUCAUCCGUGCCUAUAACGACUUUGUGGACUACCUGAGUGACCCCUCCAAGCAGAUUGACAUUGAGAGGGAGCUGGCUGAGGCAAAGAUCCAUCAUGUUAACCUGAUAGAUGUCCUUUUUGAGCUGGUGCUGUUUGGGAUGAUGACAGCUCAGAAAUCCCUGAUGGUGCAACCUGGUGGGUUCAUGGAGCGUCUGUACGCUCUCCUGUACUCCUUCCUGCCCACUGUUGCCAGCAUUGAGCCAAAGGCUGAGAGAUACCUGUUGCUGCUCAAUGUAAGAGUCAAGAGUUUACUUCCUGUUUUCUUCCUUAUUACUAGUUUACUUCCUCUUUACUCGUUCCUGGUUAACAGGGUUUCAAUGCCGUUUUAGGGGGAGUAACUCUCAUUGUCUCUCUCCUCUUGAUAAGCUAGUAGCUCAGAGCCAUUUUCUAUGUGUUGUGUGGUGUUCC